GGGAUCUGCGGGGCCCGAGCGGGGAGGCGCGGCCGGGCCCCCGGGCGACUCCGCAGGGCGCUGCUGGUUGGAUUCACUGUCGGGGCUGCGGGUGUUCGGAGGUGGAACCGGGGCAGGCCGCGGUUCCCAGUUCGCCUCGGGACCUGGCAACUUCGGGGACACCGAGGUGGCUCGCGGCGGAGCAGGGCCGUUGACGUUUCCCGGUGCGGGUCCUGGCCCACAACUUGCCGCGCGUGCAGGGCAUCACACUCCAAGAGUAUGUCUGGGGAGCGGUGGCUCCCCCCUUGUCCCGGGGAGCAGACCGUGGAGUAGAAAAGACAGAGAGCAGAAGACAAGACCGACGCUCUGAAGGCCUGGGGGGCGAGCAGUCCGUCGUCCGGGCGUCACGGAACCUGACGGCGUCACGGAACCUGACGGUGUCACCGAACCUGCCGGCGUCACCAUGCCGUCCUGAAACUUCCAACAGAAAAUGGCUCCCGAGGGCACAUGAAGCUGGAAAAACACACAGAUGCAGUGUUGCAUGCUGCCUUCAGAUGUUCCAGGAGAACAUUCCAGAGAGAAAUUGAUCCCCUCGGGUUAGGCCCUUCGUCAUAAUGAAGAAAAUUAGUCUCAAAACCUUCCGGAAAUCGUUCAACUUGAACAAAAGCAAAGAAGACACGGAUUUCAUGGUCGUACAACCACCGUCCCUGGCCAGCGAUUUUGGAAAAGAAGAUUCCCUGUUCGGUAGCUGCUACGGGAAAGACAUGGCCAGCUGUGACCUCCACGGGGACGAUGACAAAGGGGGCAAGAAUCGGUCCAAGAGCGAAAGCCUGAUGGGGACGUUGAAGAGGCGGCUGUCGGCCAAGCAGAAGCAGAAGGGCAAGGGCGGCACGCCCGCCGGCAGCACCGCCAACGACGACACCUUCUCCUCCUCCUCAGCGCCCAUCGUCUUCAAAGACGUUCGAGCCCAGAGGCCCAUCCGGUCCACGUCCCUCCGCAACCAUCACUACAGCCCCACGCCCUGGCCGCUGCGGCCCACCACCUCGGAGGAGACGUGCAUCAAGAUGGAGGUGAGGGUCAAAGCCCUGGUGCACUCGUCCAGCCCGAGCCCCGCGCUGAACGGCGUCCGCAAGGAGUUUCACGACCUGCCGCCGGACCCCGCGUGCCAGGAGCAGAGGGGUUCCCUGAAGAGUGCGGAGUCCCCCAACGGGGACCUGCACCUUCACCUUGACGAGCACGUGCCUGUCGUCAUCGGACUUAUGCCUCAGGACUACAUUCAGUACACUGUGCCUUUAGAGGAGGGGAUGUACCCCUUGGAGGGGUCGCGCAGCUAUUGUCUGGACGGGUCUUCUCCCAUGGAGGUCUCCACGGUCCCUGCCCCGGGGGGCGGGAGCUCCUUCCCCGAGGAUGAGCAUCAGGGGGACCAGGAGCUCGUGGUGGCCCCCGAGAUCUUCGUGGAUCCGUCGGGGAACGGCUUGCUCAUCGGCACCACGGGGGUCGUGCUGCAGAGCCCCAGAGGGGCCCACGAGGAUGCCCCCCCACUCUCACCGUUGCUACCUCCUAUGCAGACGAAUCCAAUCCAAAGGAACUUCAGUGGGCUCACUGGCACGGAUGCCCACAUGGCAGAGAGCGUGCGCUGUCAUUUGAAUUUUGACCCCAACUCCGCCCCUGGGGUGGCCAGAGUUUACGACUCCGUGCAGAGUAGUGGGCCCAUGGUGGUGACGAGCCUUACCGAGGAGCUGAAGAAACUUGCGAAACAAGGAUGGUACUGGGGACCGAUCACACGCUGGGAGGCAGAAGGGAAGCUCGCCAACGUGCCCGACGGUUCUUUCCUCGUUCGGGACAGUUCCGACGACCGUUACCUUCUAAGCCUGAGCUUUCGCUCCCACGGCAAAACCCUUCACACGAGAAUCGAACACUCCAACGGUAGGUUUAGCUUCUAUGAGCAGCCGGACGUGGAAGGACACACGUCCAUCGUGGAUCUCAUCGAGCAUUCCAUCAGGGACUCUGAAAAUGGAGCUUUCUGUUAUUCGCGGUCUCGGCUGCCUGGGUCUGCGACGUACCCCGUCAGACUGACUAACCCCGUGUCCCGGUUCAUGCAGGUGCGCUCUCUGCAGUACCUGUGUCGGUUUGUCAUCCGUCAGUACACCAGGAUAGACCUGAUUCAGAAACUGCCUUUGCCCAACAAGAUGAAGGAUUAUUUGCAGGAGAAGCACUACUGAAGUUAGGGGAGCCUGCGUCCUGCACUUUGGGAGGAAGAGAAAGAGAUUGGAAUACAGUUUACAGAUGUUCAUCGCUAUCAGAAUCUUUGCUGCCAUACUUAUUUCAGUUUUAUGUGUGUAAAAGAGUAAUCGAUUUGUUUUCCGGUGGGGAAGUGCUGGCAAGGUGUCUUGGGUUUAUUUAGUCUUUAAAAAGGGAAGGCUUGAAGGUUUAGAAGUAUGAAUUCUCUCUCACCGAUGUGCAGAAUAAUCCCAAUGUGAAUGAUCAGAUUCUCCUAACCCCCACCCUGUCCUUUGCUGCUAUCCACUGUGAUUUUUAUGCAUUAAAAGCACAUUUCGUGUGUAUUCCACCCUAAGUAAAGUUGAAUGAAACCUACAGAAUGAAAAUUGUUAGUUUCUUUAAAUGGCCCACUUUCAAAGAGAGUGUUGAGUGAACAUACCCGUGUGAUAAAACACAGAAUUUAGGCAUACACUGAAAAUGAUUUUUUAAUCUCAUAGUGGAGAAGGAUCUGUUGAGAAUUAUGAAUGAUAGAAUCUUGGGUACGGGAACACGGACCUGCAACAUAUCUUUUGUGACACUUGUUUCUAAAUUAUUUUUAAGGUUGUGCUAGGUUCUCUCUUCUUUUUUUCACUUUGGUUGUGAAAAUUUGGAUUUUUCUGUUGCCUUCAUUUUUGUCUUUGGUUCAUCUAUUUUAAUAAAUGGCCUUACAUUAAAAAAUCAUAAAGAAAUACA
This is a messenger RNA of Artibeus jamaicensis (Jamaican fruit-eating bat), 2931 nucleotides long. RefSeq names its product suppressor of cytokine signaling 6 (gene SOCS6). Gene Ontology annotation, molecular function: 1-phosphatidylinositol-3-kinase regulator activity. The transcript is spliced from 3 exons. Bases 594 to 2201 code for a protein of 535 amino acids. The record is from RefSeq and is a predicted model, not a curated record. Gene Ontology annotation, cellular component: phosphatidylinositol 3-kinase complex. NCBI's taxonomy places the organism in Eukaryota, Metazoa, Chordata, Mammalia, Chiroptera, Phyllostomidae. Gene Ontology annotation, biological process: regulation of growth; phosphatidylinositol phosphate biosynthetic process; intracellular signal transduction.